Molecule: messenger RNA, 150 nt
Organism: Paraglomus occultum
Lineage: Eukaryota; Fungi; Glomeromycota; Glomeromycetes; Paraglomerales; Paraglomeraceae
Source: the annotation of a GenBank genome assembly
GAAGAAAUCGGCAUUGUUGGCUAUACUAAUCAAGAAAUGGCAGAAGAAGCCGAUAAAAAUGCGAGAGUGUACCUCCGAAAUUUUGAGAAAUUCCACGGCCCCUUAGAAGAUGAUCUAGGUGUGCUAAUAAAGAAAUUCGUUGAUAAUGGG